Pseudozyma flocculosa PF-1 is the source of this 1677-nucleotide messenger RNA. RefSeq lists its product as uncharacterized. The coding region runs from base 1 to 1677 and encodes 558 amino acids. The transcript has a single exon. The record is from RefSeq and is a predicted model, not a curated record. NCBI's taxonomy places the organism in Eukaryota, Fungi, Basidiomycota, Ustilaginomycetes, Ustilaginales, Ustilaginaceae.
AUGUAUCCGGAUGCGCCGCCGCUCGCUCCUCUAGCGUCCAGCAACUACCCACCAUCACCACAGCGUCCAGCGCCCUCGCCAUCCCAGACGAGCAGGGGGCAUGAUCACCUCGGCAACACUCCCGCGCCCGUUCAGGUCCAGGUUCACGACAAGGCACAGGUCCGACAGAGCAGCGAUCAAGCUUCAACGAGGGCCACCGCCGCACCGAUACGCGACUACGAUGUAGAUGCCACGCUCCGACCCUCUCAGGCAUCAAAGGCUCAGGCCUAUGACCCAGGCGCGACGACGGCAUCAGCAGGCACACGGCCCCGCUACGAUCCGGAGCCCUACCGCCCCAGAGAAGCCUACCGCCCCAGCCAGCGAGGGCCCACGGCAUCCGCCCAGCGAGGCUUCUACAUCCCUCCGCCCGGGUACAACGUCACCCCGACCUCUUCCAAGCUCGAGGACGGCGGCGCGCGAUCUCGACAGGAUGCGGCGGCGCAAGCACAGGAGGCGAGCAGUGGCUCCUCAUCCUGCCACUCGAACCCUUCCGCUGUCGACGGCGGUUACUGGCCGAGUCCGCCGCGCGAUUGGCAGCCGCAGCUGCAGCGCAUCGAGGCGCGCCCUGGCCUCGCGACGUACGGCGGCCACGGCGAAUGGCACCCCAUCGAGACUUCGCCCGGCCGGUGGACGUGGAUGCCCGUGAUCCGGACGAGGAGCGCGGGCGAUUCUGGGCUGGACGCCUUCUUUUCGAGCCUCUCGCACAACGACUGGACGGUGCCCCAGGCCAAGCAGAUGCUCACCAGCUGGGCCACGGUCGCCACGCUGCUGGCAGGCACGCAGGGCACGCUGCUGACGCUCUACAAGAGCGAUCUGCACCCGACCAGCGUCGGGUUCGGCUUCGCGGCCCUCUUUCUCGAGAUCUGGGGCGCCAUGACGGCCACCAUCUGCAUCGUCGUCAGCAUCACGCUCCAGGGCGCAGACGAACACGGGGCGGGCCGGCGUUCCGCCAGCAUGCACCGCCGAGGGGCCAACGACGUGUACAGCUCGCCCACGGCGGCGGCGCCAAAGAAGCGACUGUCGAUCAAAGCGGCAUGCAUCCUGGACCGCCUGACGCUCGCGACGGGCUGGAUCGUGCCGUCCGGAGCGAUCCUCGAAGUCAUCGGCAUCCUUGCCUACGUCACCGCCCAACACAACGGCCGCCUCCUGUACGGCCUGGUGACGACCAUGUGCCUGAGCGCCGGCGUGACGGUGUUCGCCAUCGGAGCCGGGUACUACAGCGGGCACUGCCAGCAGGCCAGGCUGCGCGGCGUCGGCGAGGUCCGCCGUCGACCGAUGUCGGAUCGCCACCAAGCCGAUACGGGCGCCGAUCGACGGUACCGUGGGCGGGGGCGAGGCAAACGCGGUGUCGACCCUGACGGCGGCGGCGACGGCCGCGGCGACGCUCCUGGAUCCGAGAAGCGGGCGCGCGGGGGCAACGACGAUGCCGAAGAGGAGCUGGAUGAGCGCGGUCCCGGCUUCUGCGGGCUGCCCUUGAUGGGGUGGAGAGACCACGGCGAGUACGGACCAGACUAUGCUGACAGCGACAGCGACGUCGACGGCGGCGGCGACGGGCUCAAGCUCUUCGACGGAGGACGGGGCCAGGGUCCGGGCCAGGGCCAACUUCCCUCGCCACUCGACGCCGUCGUCGCUUGCUGA